This is a messenger RNA of Drosophila guanche, 5558 nucleotides long. Its product is annotated as homeobox protein abdominal-A. The record is from RefSeq and is a predicted model, not a curated record. The transcript is spliced from 6 exons. Gene Ontology annotation, molecular function: RNA polymerase II cis-regulatory region sequence-specific DNA binding; DNA-binding transcription factor activity, RNA polymerase II-specific. Gene Ontology annotation, cellular component: nucleus. Gene Ontology annotation, biological process: anterior/posterior pattern specification; negative regulation of transcription by RNA polymerase II. The coding region runs from base 1627 to 3345 and encodes 572 amino acids. Lineage: Eukaryota; Metazoa; Arthropoda; Insecta; Diptera; Drosophilidae.
GUUGUCACUGCCGCCUCAGCAUCCAGCGGCCCAUAAGAACGCUCGCAUGGCUUUUGUAUUGCGCCAUAAACGUUUCGCUGCUCGUAACGCCACAACGGCCGUCGCGGCACUCUCUCGACACGGAAAAGCAUGUAACCAGUCGCCCAGACAGACAAACUCUCCAAAAGCGCCCGCGUUUUCCACGUCGCCGACGUCGCCGUCGUAGUCGCGUCUCUGCCGCAGUCUCUGCCGCCUUAGCCACAGCCGCUGCCUCUCUGCCAGCGCUGGCAGCAAGAAUUACCAAUUACACGAAAUUUUUAUACUCUUUUAAAAAUUUCGUUUUAUUAUAAUAUUUAUUAUCGUGGCGCGCAGUAGUGUCUGCGGAACAGCGCUCGCUCAGCUCUCAGCUCCAAUCGCCAAAGCUCCACGCUCCACGCUCAGCCUUCCAGCCACCACUCGACCGAUUCAGAUUCCGAUUCUGUUUCCGAUUCGCCGUGUUUAUUAUUAUUUUGUGCUCGUCUUAUUGUCACUUAACUGUUAUAGUGCGGUUUAUAGUUUAUGUUUUAUAGUGCCACACAGCAGCAACACACAGCAACGAAACAUCCUCUGAAAUAAAACAAUGCGAGUAUAAUGCCAAAUCAGAAGUCGAUCGGGAAAACUGACACUCCGAAAGCCAUCAAAAAUUAAACCGUGACCCCACAAACUGUCAAAACAAGUGUGUGUGUGCAGUACAUAAAAAUUAAAAAGUCAUAAAGUUGACAUCGUAAAAGGUUCGAGAGUUCGAGAGUUCGAUUUCCGCCCUCUACCUGUGGGGCCGGCAAAGAGAGAGAGAGAGAGCGACAGAAGAUCAAAGUGUUUUACGGCAUUUUAAACAAAGUAAUUAAAGCAGAACUGAGCCAGAGAAAGCCUUUCUCCCUCCCAGUUCGAGUCACAGUCACAGUCCCAGCUCCAGAGCCACACACGCACUUGAAGAGUCGUAAAAGGAAACGCUGUGAAUCAUAGCCAAUAGCCGUAAAAACAUAACGCGUCCGAGUGCCGUCGCCGUCAUUAAAAGUCCCGCGCCUAUAAAUCACCCGACGGCAGGCCAGCACCAGCACCAGCGCCCCACCCGUGCAUUUUCCGCGUAAUUGAUGGCCGAUUUUUAAUUGCUUUUACAACAAAUAAAUGUCCCCACCCACACACAUCACAGUACCAGAACAACACCAACAGCAACAGCAACAGCAGCAGCAGCAGCAGAAAGUGCAACUGCAGCAACACGGCAACCCGAAACCAUAUGCAAAUUUAACAAAUUUCGUUGUGAAUCCUCAAUUUCGUUCGAAAAGCAUUGAACAAAUACAAACUGCUCGCCAAUUGGAAGGCGCUUUCCAAUAAAUUAAAAUCCACUUUGAUAGAGAGAGCCCCAGUCGAGCUCUGAAAGAAUCGAUCCAGAAUCACUCGCAAGACACAAGCUAGAAAAACAAAGAUAAAAAGCGAAGACGGAACACUCCCAAGAACACAAAAUAUACCGAGAAGUAAUCGAUCCUAGCCAAGACUCAAGUUAAAAGAAAAUAAAAUAUAAAUAUCCAGAACAGACUCGACUCCGACGCAUUCGACGAUUCGACAAUUCGACGACUCGGCGAUUCUCUGCCGGAGAGCAAAAUAUGUGCAAUGUCAAAAUUUGUUUUCGAUAGUAUGCUGCCAAAGUACCCACAGUUCCAGCCAUUUAUCAGUUCGCACCUAACCAACACCCCCCCAACCUCGUCAUCAGCAGCCGUCGCAGCCGCCCUCGCAGCAGCCGCAGCCUCCGUCUCAGCCAGCUCCAACACCUCGGCGACCGCCAGCAGCAGCACCAACAGCGGCAGCAGCCACCUCAGCCUGCAGACCGGCUCGCUCUCGCCAGGAUCCAGCGCCCUGCACCUGGGCAACCAGCUGCACCAGCAGCACCUGAGCCAGUCCUCCCACUCGCCGGUUUCAUCCUCGUCGCCCUCCUCCGCGGCCCUCUUCCAGCAGCAGGCCCAGCAGCAGCAGCACCAGCAUCAGCAGCUCCACCAGCAGUCGCAGUCCCAGUACUCCUCGCUCUCCGCCGCCCUCCAGCUGCAGCAGCAGCAGCACAUCAACAAGCUAGCAGCCGCCGCGGCUGCCGUCAACUCACAGGGCUCCCACGCUCACGCCCACUCGCACGCCCACGCGCAUCAGCAACUGCUGCUAACACCACCCUCGGCCGGCAACUCGCAGACCGGGGACAGCAGCUGCUCCCCCUCGCCGUCGGCCAGCUCCUCGCUGCACCGCAGCCUCAACGACAACUCGCCCGGAUCCGCGGCAAGCUCUGUAGCAGCCGCAGCAGCCGCUGCUGCCGCCGCCGCCGCGGCCAGCUCUUCGUUUGCCAUCCCCACAAGCAAGAUGUAUCCGUACGUGUCAAACCACCCCAGCAGCCAUGGAGGCCUCUCUGGCAUGGCUGGCUUCUCCGGACUGGAAGAUAAAUCCUGCAGCAGGUACACGGACACCGUGAUGAACAGCUACCAGUCGAUGAGCGUACCUGCCUCGGCGUCCGCCAGCUUCGCACAGUUCUAUCAGCACGCAGCCGCUGCCUCGGCCGUGUCCGCCGCCAACGCCGGAGCAAUGGGCGUGGACCCACUGGGCAACGCCUGCACCCAACCCUCCUCCGGGGUGGUGCCCGGUGCCGGCGGUGCUGGAGGCGGUAUUGGUGAUCUGCCGCGGUAUCCCUGGAUGACGCUCACAGACUGGAUGGGAAGCCCCUUCGAGCGCGUCGUUUGCGGCGAUUUUAAUGGCCCCAACGGAUGCCCACGCCGACGCGGCAGACAGACCUACACGCGCUUCCAGACACUGGAGCUGGAGAAGGAGUUCCACUUCAACCACUACUUGACGCGGCGGCGGCGCAUCGAGAUUGCACACGCGCUCUGCCUGACCGAGCGCCAGAUCAAGAUCUGGUUCCAGAACCGCCGCAUGAAGUUGAAGAAGGAGCUGCGCGCAGUUAAGGAGAUCAACGAGCAGGCCCGACGUGACCGCGAAGAGCAGGAGAAAAUGAAGGCCCAGGAGACGAUGAAAUCCGCCCAGCAGAACAAGCAAGUGCAGCAACAGCAACAGCAGCAGCAGCAGCAGCAGCAACAGCAGCAGCAGCACCAGCAGCAGCAGCAACAGCAGCAGGACCACCACUCGAUCAUCGCACACAAUCCGGGCCACUUGCACCACUCCGUCGUGGGCCAGAACGAUCUCAAGCUCGGCCUGGGCAUGGGCGUGGGUGUUGGUGUCGGCGCUGGGCUCGGACCGGGACUUGGUGGCGGACUCGGCGGCAACCUGGGCAUGAUGAGUGCCCUGGACAAGAGCAACCACGAUCUGCUGAAGGCGGUUAGUAAGGUGAACUCUUAAGCUGCCCCCGCCCCAGCAACACCUUCCGCAUUAGCACCACGCCACCACCGCCCCACGUUCGGCGUUCUUUUUCGCCUCUCCGUCUGAGUAGAGAAAGCGAGAAAGCGAAAGAUAAACUCGAUAACUAAAAUACGUAAACCUUUACAUAGUAAAUAGCUGCAUAAGUCUACAAUUAACGGAUAUAAAAACAUAUAAGCCUACACACACACACACGUACAGUACACACACACACACAUAAAAAUGCGAAAUCAAUGAGUGCGCACUGUGGCUCCGAUGCGGUUUGUGGGGUGAAGGAGUUGAUGCUUUGAGUUAUGUAUCGGUACAUCCGCUCUCCCGAGCUUUCCUGGAGUGGAGCUGUCUAUUUGAUAGGCAGCGCCACCCAAUUCGAUUUUAUUGCAGCUCCACGGAGCCUCUUCUUCCAUUUUCUUCUCCGCUUCAACCCCUAGUGGAUGCUCGAUGGCUCGUUCAAUCGAUUUCCAGCCCCCAGCGAAUCGGAUGUGGGCCGAAGUGCGCAACCUGCUAACAUUAAUAGAUAACUUGAACUACUUAGAAUAGCGAUAGCGAUAGCGGUACAUGCUUAAAGGAUAAGUUUGCGAUCUACGAGCGAUUUUUGAUAGUCAGAGAGUCACCGCGUUACCAGGCGACACCAGCCCAGGGAGGGUAACGAGACGAGAUCAACUGUAAAAUUAUUUUGCGACUGCAGUAGGAUUACACAUACCUAGUACGAGCCACGUUGGACUAUGUUUAACACGAGCACACACACACACACUAUACUAUAUAUAGAGUUAGAGUGUACCUUUGUGUAUUUACAUAACUAUUUAUUGGAAGUCCUUGUUUAUCCUUGUUUUCCCCUGUUCCACUGCUCUGUUUAAGUGAGGUGUUUACCCUGUGUGAUUGCCGCACUUUGUUGUAUGCCCCACGCUAUGGAAACACUGAUUUCUUGAAUGCCAUAUUAAUCUUAAUUCGCCUCAACUAAAACUAAAAGUGCGCAAACGAAUUGCGCAAGAUAAUUUCCAUAAAUACAAGCUGUAAGAACGAACGGUAUGCAACAUACCAGAAGCAUAAUCACGAUUUCAAAUACGUAAUAAUAAUAACAAAUCACGAAACAAAUUCAUGGAAAUAUAAGCGGAAGAAGGAUUGAUUCACACGAAGCCAAGAAAUAUUGAAAAUUGUCGUUUUGCCAGUGACUAAAAUUUUAAAUUAACUACAGUUAAGUGCUAGUCUAGUAUGUGCUAGACGUUGAUUGAUUGCUGGCCUCGCAGGUCCACACACAACCACACAAAAGAAUAACAAACAAACAAACUCUGAAUAGAACUCUGAAAUACGUAUUAGCUUAAGGUUGCAACAACAGAUAAAACAAAAGAAAACUAUCCUCGACAGUUUGUGUCGAUUGUGGGAGAUAGAUACGGGAUAAGGGAUACGGGAUACGGAGAUAGGGCCAACAAAGCGAGAGAGAAAGAGAUGGCGGCAGAACCCCAUAUACGUAGAUUUUCACUUCCCGACAUUAAAUUUACCUAGCAGAAUCUUUGAGGAUUGCAUUAAAGAAUUGAAUGAAAGUCAAGAUCUAUUUAUUAUACACAACCGAUGAGGAGACGAGCGGGCUUACACUGCGCAAAAAUAUUUACGUAAACAAUUAAUGACAAAUAUACAUAUAUAAAUAUAUAUGAAUAUAUAUUACAAAUAUAUACAGUAUGGAACCCUAUGUGUAUGUAUAAAUACCUAAAUGUAUGUGUAUCUAGCGUGUUAACAUUAAAUGCAGUCAAAGUCGAGUCACAUUUUUCCACACACCACCCAGCAAUCAGCAUGCAGAUGCCCAUGCCCAUGACCCACCCUGCGCACGUCUUUCGCUUUAGGAGUACGGACACCCCCUUCAGGUCUGCUUAGUCCCCCUGGUUUGCAUUGGUUCGAGUGAUAUUAAUGGGUAGCGACAACCUUUUGCCUUUUUUCAAGACCUGAUUGAAGAUUGAAGAAAAUUAUGUUACUGUUUCCGUUUCCGAUUCCAGCUUCGUUUUCGUUUCUGUAUAGUUGUGUUUUUUAUUUGGUUAAGUCUGAACUCAUUCGGAUGGCCUAGCAAAUUAGCGCAUAAUUAAUAUUUUGUUUGAUCCUAAAUUCUAAAUACUUCUGUUAAUUUUAGUUUAAGUUUAGUUGUGACGAAUUGUGUAUUAUAUAAUUUUAUGCGAUUUUAAAUGAAUGCGAAAAUAACUACGAUUAAA